This is a messenger RNA of Copidosoma floridanum, 681 nucleotides long. It is a transcript of the gene maf-S, whose product is annotated as MAF bZIP transcription factor K. Gene Ontology annotation, biological process: regulation of transcription by RNA polymerase II. Gene Ontology annotation, cellular component: nucleus. Gene Ontology annotation, molecular function: RNA polymerase II cis-regulatory region sequence-specific DNA binding; DNA-binding transcription factor activity, RNA polymerase II-specific. NCBI's taxonomy places the organism in Eukaryota, Metazoa, Arthropoda, Insecta, Hymenoptera, Encyrtidae. The record is from RefSeq and is a predicted model, not a curated record.
AGAGUGGCGGCUGGUUAGAAUUUUAACCACCCUUCAGCCUUAGCUCUUGGUCUAUUAGGCACACAUGGUGAAAAGUUAUGGAAAACCACCCAAGGUACUUAUUAGUUUUUCGUCUAAUUGGGAUUUGUAACUCAGCUUUUGAUCGAAGUAAAGGAUCGUAACGAGUUAUUACUGUAUUUACAACUUUUUGGCCGAGAGGGAAAUGGAAAAAAAGAGAUCAUUUAAAAUGGAUCCCUUGUCUCCAGGACCAUGCUUGGACAUAAGUGAUGAUGAUCUUGUAACUAUUUCUGUAAGAGAUUUAAAUCGUCAGUUAAAAAUGCGAGGCCUGUGUCGCGAAGAGAUAGUUCGUAUGAAACAGCGUAGGCGUACACUAAAAAACCGUGGAUAUGCUGCUAGCUGUCGUAUUAAGAGAAUUGAACAAAAGGACGAGCUUGAGUCAGAGAAGUCUGGAGAAUAUAAAGAACUUGAAAGGAUGCAAGAAGAUAAUGUUAGAUCAAGAAAAGAAAUUGAUACUGUACAUUCUAAGUACAUGGCUCUCAAGAAGUUUGCAGCUGAAAGAGAAAUGGUGAUUCCUCAUGAAUUGCAAAUUUUGUAAAGUUACCGAUUGAAAGAUCGGUUUUUAUUAAUAAUUUUAUUUGCUCAUAAAUAAUACAAGUCCUAUGUUAAUAAGAUUUUACUUAA